Molecule: messenger RNA, 1377 nt
Organism: Mangifera indica (mango)
Lineage: Eukaryota; Viridiplantae; Streptophyta; Magnoliopsida; Sapindales; Anacardiaceae
Product: probable indole-3-pyruvate monooxygenase YUCCA10
Exons: 4
Coding region: 71-1231 (386 amino acids)
Molecular function (GO): monooxygenase activity; flavin adenine dinucleotide binding; NADP binding
Source: RefSeq, a predicted model, not a curated record
UUGAGGGGAAGGGUGUAUAUAAAAUGGCCAUAAUCACAGCAAUUCUUUGGAGCUAAGUGUGAGAAAAAAAAUGGAAGAGAAAGCAGAAGAACGUGUGAUAAUAGUAGGGUGUGGCCCCUCCGGUCUCUCGGCGGCGGCCUGCCUUAACCUCCUCUCAAUACCUUACGUAAUUCUGGAGCGAGAAGAUUGUUACGCUUCUCUUUUUAAGAAAUAUGCGUAUGAUCGUCUCCAUCUCCACUUGGGUAAACAAUACUGUGAGCUUCCUCACUUGCCAUUCCCGUCUUCUUUUCCAACAUUUAUUCCCAAAGAUCAAUUCAUCAAAUACUUAGAUCACUAUGUUUCUCAUUUCAACAUCAGUCCUCUAUAUCAAAGAUCCGUUGAGUUGGCUAACUACAAUGAAGAAAGCAAGAAAUGGAUUGUUAAAGCUAGGAAUAUUGUGUCAGAUGAGAUUGAGGAAUACAAAGCAAAGUUCUUGAUACUAGCAACUGGAGAGGCAAGCAACCCUUUUAUACCAGAGAUUGAAGGACUGAAUACUUUCACUGGAGAAGUUAUUCACUCGACUCGCUAUAAAAACGGCAAGCCAUAUGGUGAUAAGAAUGUUCUGGUUGUUGGGUCUGGUAAUUCAGGCAUGGAAAUUGCAUUCGACCUAGCCAACCACGGUGCCAAAACUUCCAUAGUUGUUCGAAGUCCGGUUCAUAUAUUGUCAAAAGAGAUUGUGCUCUUGGGUUUUGCUAUGUUAAAGUAUUUUCCGUAUGGAAUGGUGGAUUCGUUUAUGGUGUUUCUGAGCAAGCUUGUUUUUGGAGAUCAGAGCAAGUUUGGAAUUAGGAGACCUGAGGGAGGUCCACUUUUCCUGAAGAACGCAUACGGCAAAUACCCAAUCAUCGACGUCGGCGCUUUUAGGAAGAUUAAGUCCGGAGAGAUUCAGGUGUUGCCAGCAAUAGAAAACAUAAGAGGCAAUGAAGUGGUAUUCAAAAAUGGCGAAUUACAUCUGUUUGAUUCAAUUGUCUUUUGCACUGGCUUCAAGAGAUCAACAAACAAGUGGCUUAAGGGAGAUGAUUACUUAUUGGACGAAGAUGGAAUUACAAAACCCAGCUACCCGAAUCAUUGGAAAGGAAAGAAUGGUUUGUUCUGCGUUGGAUUGUCAAGGCGAGGACUUAAUUUGGCUGGGAAUGAUGCUCAGAGUGUAGCUGAUGAAAUCAAAUCACUUCUGUCCCUCAAACCAAUCACUUAAAUAUAACAUUAAAUAUUGCUACCUAGCUUUGUAUCUGCAUGUGUAAUCUUUGUUGCUUCAGCAGCUUUGUUCGGAAAUAUGGGCAUGAGAUUGGCUGUAAAAUGUUUAAGGCUAAGCCAAUAAAACUUUGAUAUUUGUUGAGUCAA